AUGGGUAAAGGAGUAUUCUUCACCUCCGCCUCAAUUUUACUUGCCAUUAUAAUCACCGCCACCCUCCUCCCUCACCACCACCACUACCGCCGCCACCACGACAACCCCCCGCCCAACUCAUCACCACCGGUUCCCGGUUUCACAUCAAACGCUUCCCAAUUACUCCGAUCAAACGGGUUCAACUUCAUUGCCACUUUCCUCCACAUUUCACCAGAUCUUUUCCUCCCAACUCCACAAUCCACAAUCUUUGCGAUUUCCGAUUCCACUUUUUCUAACCUCUCCAUCCCUCCUUAUCUAAUGAGACACUUUCUUGAAUUCCACAUUUCCCCUUCAAGAUUCACCUUCCCAGAUUUGUUAAACAAACCAAUAAGCACUUGUUUCCCUACAUUAGUUCAAGAAAAGAGAAUUGGCAUUACCAAAAACGACGAUAAACGUCGUGUUCUUGAAAUCAAUAAUGUGUUGAUUACCCACCCGGAUUUGUUUCUUCACGGGUCACUCGCAAUUCAUGGGCUCGCGGGUUCUUUUGCUUCUUUUGAUCACCUUCAAGAAAGUUUAGUAUUUCCAGUUUGUGAAGAGGGUCAUAAAAUUGAUGUCGGUUUUAUCAAGAAUAAUAAAGAUGAAUGGGGAAAAGUGGUUAAGUUUCUUGGGACAUCCGGGUUUAUGCCAUUUGCAAUUGGAUUGAAGUCAGUGACUGAUGGGAUUUUCAAAGAUUUUCCAAAUUUGAAAUCUUUAACGAUUUUUACACCUCCAAAUGCGGCAUUGAUGGCUAUGUCUUGGCCUUUGUUCGAUAAAUUCAUGAGGUUUCAUAUCAUUCCAGAAAGAUAUUCUUUGAAACAGUUGGCGGGUUUGUCAGCAGGUGCAUCUUUGAGGACACUGGUUAUGGGUAAAGAUGUCGAAAUUACCGAAGCUUCAAAAGUUUCUAAAGUGGUGUCGAUUAAUGGAGUGAUGAUUACUGUUCCAGAUAUGUUUGUAUCGAAGAAUGUGGUUGUACAUGGAAUCGCCAGGCCUUUUGAUAUCAAUAAACUUUCUAGCAUAUCCAGAUAAUAAUUGUGCUUUCUUUUUAGUUCUUUUAU
Messenger RNA from Erigeron canadensis, 1073 nucleotides. Its product is annotated as fasciclin-like arabinogalactan protein 21. Bases 1 to 1044 code for a protein of 347 amino acids. The transcript has a single exon. The record is from RefSeq and is a predicted model, not a curated record. Lineage: Eukaryota; Viridiplantae; Streptophyta; Magnoliopsida; Asterales; Asteraceae.